This is a messenger RNA of Candoia aspera, 3821 nucleotides long. Its product is annotated as ankyrin repeat domain-containing protein 50-like. The transcript is spliced from 3 exons. The record is from RefSeq and is a predicted model, not a curated record. Gene Ontology annotation, molecular function: protein binding. Bases 76 to 3702 code for a protein of 1208 amino acids. NCBI's taxonomy places the organism in Eukaryota, Metazoa, Chordata, Lepidosauria, Squamata, Candoiidae.
CAGGCCCCGCGCUGCUGCCCGGGAACUGACCGGCCUCGGACCGCCGCCCAGAGCCCACCAUGCACCCAGCCCAGCAUGGAGCCUGCCGGGAGCCUCCUGCGCGGCAAGCCCUUCUACUGCCGGGAGUGGGCGCUGGGCCGGCUGGCGCUCAGCCUGGAGCGGGGCGGCGGGGUGCUGGUCACCGGGGGGCCCGGCAGCGGCAAGACGGCGCUGUGCACCGAAGCCCUGUGGCCCACCUCUGAGCCGGGCCUUCGCGUGGGUCUGGGCGACUCUGCCCUGGCUUGGCACUUUUGCCAGGCGCACGAUGCCACUACCUGCACUCCCCAGGGCUUUCUGAUCCGGCUGGUGGGACAGAUCGAGCGCUGCCCUCUGCUGCCCGGCUACGCUGAGCGCCUCUGCCGGGUCAGGGGCCGCCACGCCUUAGAGCCGGCCAUGUGCAAGGACCCGGACGACAUCUUCCGCAGAGCAGUGCUGCUGCCCUUGCUGGACCUGCCACCCCCCGUAAAGCCUCUGCUGAUGGUGGUGGAUGCGCUGGAUGUGGGCAAGAGAGACCGGGAGGAGGAGGACGACGAGGAGAGGGGCCCCGCUCCAGGGCCCAGCCAGUCCAUUGCCCAACUUCUGGGAAGCCACCUGCGGCUGCUGCCCCCCUGGCUGCUCCUGAUCUGCAGCGCCCGCUCUCACAGCAAGGGGGUGCUGCGCCUCUUUCCUGGGUUCCGACAGCUGUGCCUCGAUGACCUCCGGAGGGAACCCGUUGUCGGUGACGUUCAGCAAUACAUCCUCGCCCGGCUGGAUCGGGAGGAAGCACUCCGACAGCACUUCGCCCCGGACACAACUGGAGCCCUGAGCCAGCUGCACAUUAAGAGCAACGGGUGCCUCCUGUACCUGGAGCGGGUGUUAGACGGAGUGGCGGAAGAGCUGGUCGCCCUGCGUGAAGUCUGCCACAUCCCAGGGACGCUCUGCGGACUCUACCUUUGGCUGUGCCAGCGCCUCUUCGCCCACAACCAGUUUGCCCUGGUCCGCCCUCUGCUAGAGGCCCUGCUGGCAGCGCCUCGCCCGCUGAGGCCUCGUGAGCUUCAUGCUGCCGUCUGGACGUGCCAUCCGGUGUCCUGGGAGGGCUUUGAGGACCGUCUGGCAGCCUUAGCCGGACUCCUUCAAAAGGGCCCAGGGGACACUUGUGUUUUCUUCCACACCAGCUUUGCCGAGUGGCUGUGUGACAUCAAGCAUUGUACACAGAAGUACCUCUGCUGCCCAGCCUGUGGGCAUGCCCUGCUCGCCAUAAGUGCCUCCUGCCGGGCACCAGAACUGAGCCCAGAAGAAGUGAUCGAACUGGCCCGACACUUGCUGGCGGCCAAGCUCAGCCUGGAGGGCUGGCAGCUGGCACUGUGGCUGGUGUGGUGCAGGGUGCCCGUGGAGCGCUGCUUGGAGUCGGAGCUGCUGACGCCACUGGAGCCAGCCGUGGUGGAGCUCCUGGUGCUGGCAGGGGCUCGCUUGGGGGACCGAGGGCCAGCCCCCCCCCUCCGGUACGCCCUGGAACGCGAAGACUCUGUGCGGCUGUCGCUAGGAAACGGCACCAGCGUCAACCAGCAGGACGGGGACGGGUGCACUUUGCUGGCCAGCGCUGCCCACAGUGGCAACCAUGAAGUGGUUGGGCUGCUCUUGACUCACGGGGCGCGGCCUGAAGCCCCCGAUCAGCACGGACAGACGCCCAUGACCUUGGCUGCCCGCCAGGGGCACACAAAGGUCCUGCUUUGCCUGCUGGCCCACAGGGCCAACGUCGAUUGCUCAGACCACAAAGGCUGGACCGCUCUGCGGGCAGCUGCCUGGGGGGGUCACAGCGAGGCUGUGGAUGUGUUGCUGCGAGCCGGGGCCAGCGUGGAUUGCGCCGACACAGAGGGGAGAACGGCACUGAGGGCGGCUGCCUGGGGUGGCCACGAGGACAUCGUGGCCACCCUGUUGGGACGUGGGGCAGAUGUCAACCUGGCUGAUUCUGAGGGGCGCACUCCGCUCAUUGCUGCUGCCUACAUGGGACAGGGAGGGAUUGUGGCUGUACUGCUGGCCCGUGGGGCUCAUGUUGACCAUGCUGACGUGGACGGGCGCACAGCCCUCUCCGUGGCAGCUUUAUGCAUUCCAGCAAGCCGCGGCUGUGCCAAGGUGGUAGAGCUUCUCUUGGAUCAUGGUGCUUCCCCAGGGCACGCUGACUGGGACAACGUGACCCCCUUGCUGGUAGCUGCCUACGAAGGCCGGGCGGACGUUGUUGAGCUCUUGUUGGAAGCCGGGGCUGAUGUGGAUGCGGCUGAUUCCAGGGGCUGCACCCCACUCUUGGCUGCUUCUGCAACAGGUCACAGGGCAGUCGUAGAGACCUUGCUGCUUUGGGGCGCAGCCACGGACACGCUGGACAGCGAGGGCCGGACUGCUCUGGGCAUUGCAGCUGGACAGGGCAGCGAAGCCGUUGUCCGGGCUCUGCUAAAGCGGGGCUUGGAUGAGAAUCACCGGGAUGGGAUGGGCUGGACCCCAUUGCACCUAGCUGCCUGGCAGGGCCACCACAAGACUUGUGCGGCCCUCCUGGAGGCUGGAGCCCGCGUAGGCGAGCCAAAUCAGGAUGGACGGGUCCCACUGAUGCUGGCAGCCCAGGAGGGGAAUGCUGAUACUGUGCAGCUCUUGCUUGCGCACUGCUCCCCUAUCGACCACCAGGGGUACGAUGGGCUUUCUGCCUUGGCUUUGGCUAUGCUAGGUGGGCGCCGCAGCACUGCUGAGCUGCUUCUGCGCAAGGGGGCAGAUGUCAACUUGUCCGACUCUGAGGGUCGCCCCAUGCUCUACCUCCUGAUGCUGGAGGGGUGCGUGGAGAUGGCCGAAUUGUUACUGGAGAACGGGGCCAGCUUGGAGGGGUGCGACGCCCAGGGCCGCACUGCGUUGCACGUCACGUGCUGGCAGGGGCAAGUGGAGGCCGCUCAGCUGCUGCUGAGCUAUGGUGCCGACGUGGAUGCCCUCGAUAAGGAACGCCGCUCAGCCUUGCACCUGGCUGCCUGGCAGGGCCACAGGAGGAUUGCACACCUGUUGUUGGAGCAAGGAGCGCAGCCCAACCACAGUUGCAACCAAGGGGCCACAGCCCUGGGUGUGGCAGCGCAGGAAGGCCGAGCUGAUUUGGUGAGGGUUUUGUUGGCACAUGGUGCCAGCCCCAAUGUCCGGGACAAGGCCGGGCGCACCCCCAGGCGGAUGGCAGCCAAGCAGGGCCACCAGGUGGUGCUUAAGCUGCUGGAGGGCUACGGGACUUUGCCCAUGCCCGCCUCUCCCCAGCCGGGCUCCUCCAGCAGCUCAGCCAGCAGCCCUGCCCCGCCAGGCCAGCAGGACGACUCUCCCUCAGCCUUGCUGGGUUCCACCGGCGAGCCCUGCAAGUCGCAGGCUUCCCGUGGCUCUUCAGCCGCCGCAUCCACUUUUCACUCUCUCACUACCCUCCAGACAGUUCCGACCGACAUGCUCGCUGGGGCGCAGCAGGUACAGCCGCGCUCCCCAACCCAUCGGCACCAGCCAGGCCUCUUGGCACUUCCACCCUCUGUAGCGCAGGAUGGGCGUAGCCGGGAAUUGGGGAGGCCCCUGAUCGCCACUGACACCCUGGCCCCCCACCUGCACCUUAAGGCAGCCAUCAAGUUGCAGUUUGAGGGCCCCACUUGUAGUUAUCACUAUAAGCAGGAAACUCCCCUUUGAACGGUGGGGGCAAAUCUCUGCAGGUAUCCUCGCAAUGCCAGCAUGGCAGGUCUGCCAGGGUGCUCUCCUUGGCAUGGUGUGCUUUGGCACUCAGGGCUGCCUCUCUGGCAGGCUAGGAA